Molecule: messenger RNA, 3107 nt
Organism: Anastrepha ludens (Mexican fruit fly)
Lineage: Eukaryota; Metazoa; Arthropoda; Insecta; Diptera; Tephritidae
Gene: Ns1
Product: guanine nucleotide-binding protein-like 3 homolog
Exons: 6
Coding region: 92-1822 (576 amino acids)
Cellular component (GO): nucleolus
Molecular function (GO): GTP binding
Source: RefSeq, a predicted model, not a curated record
CUCUGUCAAUUAUCACGUGGAAAGGUGUUUUUGUAAUAAGGCUUUCUGUAAUAAUACAUUUAGUGAGAGAAAUUUAUUUGCCCGUGUAAACAUGGCUCUGAAGAGAUUGAAAACCAAAAAGUCCAAACGACAAACUGGGCGUCUGAAACAUAAGAUUGAGAAAAAGGUUCGUGAGCACAAUCGGAAAGUACGUCGGGAAGCCAAGAAGAAUCCCAAGAAGGGAAGCAAGAAACAAAAACUUAUACAGAUACCAAAUAUUUGUCCAUUUAAAGAGGAAAUAUUAAAGGAAGUUGAAGAAGCCAAAAAAAGACAAGAAGAGGAACGAAAUCGCCGCCGUGAAGCGUACAAACGUGAACGAAACGAUAACAAAUUCAAAAGUCUUCAGAACUUGGUGGAAGAUGCAAAUGCUCGUGUUGAAUUGCAUGCAGCAACGCAUGGUGAAGAUAACGUUGUUGAGAAGACAUAUUGUUCUGCCAAUAGUAAGGAGCAGUCAUUGAAACAGUACUUUAAAGAAUUUAAAAAAGUGGUUCAGAAUGCUGAUGUUAUUUUGGAAGUGGUUGAUGCUCGUGAUCCCCUUGGAACUCGAUGUUUAGAGGUUGAACGAGCUGUACGAUCUGCACCAGGCAACAAGAGGCUGGUGUUAAUAUUAAACAAAGCCGAUUUAGUCCCACGUGAAAAUCUUAAUAGUUGGAUCCGGUAUUUCCGGCGUUUUGGUCCAGUAACUGCCUUUAAAGCGUCAACUCAAGAUCAAUCUUCAAAAUUAGGACGCCGAAAACUAAAUCAAACAAAUACCGAAAAGGCAAUGCAAGGUUCCGUAUGUGUAGGAGCCGAAUUGUUAAUGUCGAUGCUAGGUAACUAUUGUCGUAAUAAAGGAAUUAAGACGUCAAUUCGAGUUGGUGUUGUCGGCAUACCGAAUGUUGGAAAAAGUUCUAUAAUAAACUCUUUGACUCGGGGGAAAACUUGCUGCGUCGGCUGCACUCCAGGUGUUACAAAGGUAAUGCAGGAGGUGGAACUUGAUUCGAAGAUAAAACUAAUUGAUUGUCCAGGAAUUGUAUUUACAAACUCUGGAAAAGAUAAUACGGAGGCUGUUGUUCUAAAAAACGCCCAACGAGUAGGAGAUCUUAAGGAUCCUUUUACGGUUGCUGAAAGUGUACUUAAGCGAGCAAGUAAAGAUUAUUUCUGCAAGCUCUAUGACAUUACCGAAUAUGACAGUUUUGAAGAAUUUUUUGCGAAAAAAGCAGCUCGUAUGGGAAAGUUUUUGAAAAAAGGAGUGCCAAAUGUCGUUGCAGCAGCUCGCAGUGUGCUUAACGACUGGAAUAGUGGUAAAAUUAAAUAUUGUACACAACCGCCUGAAGCUGAGCAAGGUGAUGAGGUCCACGUUAGUGCCUCAAUAGUACAUUCUGAUGCUCGUGAAUUUGAUGUGAAUAACUUCCAUGCAAUGGAGACAGACAUUUUAAAUAGUUUUAAUGUCAAUAAUGAGGAAGUUAUGAGAAUUGAUUCAAGUGGACCUGUGGAGUUGCAAAUGCCGUUGGAUGAUGAUGAACUGAAGCAGUCUUUGAACGUCGUAAUUAAUGAAAGUGUAAUUACAAGCAAAAAACGUAAAAUGAAAGACUCUGAUGAUUCUAAAAAGGAUCUUGCAAUGAAUUUAGAAGGUAAUCAAACUCUGAAUAAAAACAUGAAAGAUGCAAUUAAAAAACGAAAGAAGCAGAAUACACGCAGCGAAAAGAAAAUUUCUCAAAUAACUGAUGUCCUUGAUGGGUUCAGCCUGGAAACAAAUACUGAUAAUAAAUAUGUCUUUAACGAAGACUAUGUAAUGGAAUAAAAGGAUGAAUAAUCAUAUGUAUAUAGUUCAAAUUAAGGAUUUUUAAAAUGCUUGUACGUUAGGACACAAGUUGUAUCGUAUUUGCAGAAGAGUUUAUUUUUGUCACCCCCGUGCAUUUUCGGAUAGCUUGGGAUUAAAAAAAAAAACAGACAUCCGCAUUGGUCUUUGGACUUAAAUCCCAAAAAUUGGCCAAAAAUUAUAUAAAACUUGGUUGAGUAAUACCUACAUCUUAAAAUGAUGGGUUGUCAAAGAAUAAUACUCUAAACAAUUGUAUGUAUAAUGAAAGCAGGAAUAUUUCUUUUGCAUAGAUUUUCGAUCUACGAGUGUCUGUUCUUGGUCCUUAAGAAGUCAAGGUAAAAUGAAAAAAAACUUUUUACAGAGAAAAUACAUAAAAAAUUAUGUAUCCGAAGAGGACGCCUAAGCGCCAAGUAAUGAAGCGGCGCGAUGGUAAGCUUGGCCAGUCACAAAAUUUUAGUUUCAAAUGUCAAAAGGUGUAGUCAAAAUUCUAUGGUCGUUCACAGCAAAGCACAUUCGUCAAAUUGCCAAUUAAUAAAUCGCCAAAGUAACGAACUAGCGGGAGUACCCCUAGUGAGUUCUAUAAGUUUUAUUUUGUUAAAUAAAAUAUUUUAUGUACUUUGAUUCAUGUACUUAUUUAUCGCUAACCCAUUAUUUUAAAAAGUAUUAGUCUAUAAAGCUAUAAAUUAUUUUUGGUAAAUUUUUGGACUUUAAUUUUAAACUGACUGGGUUUUCCCACUACAGAUAGUCAGUUUUGUGUACAUCUUACUCUGCAUCCCCUAGCUAUCAGAAAAUUCGCGUGUAGUGACAAAAAUUAACACUUCCAUUAUUUGUAUGUAUCAAAACAUAAAUAUAUAGAAACAAAUACUGAUUAUAAGAAUAAUACAAAUAUUACAUAUGUAGUAUGUACGUACAUGAGAAUAAUCAGUAAUCUAGUUUAAAGUAUUUUGUACAUACACACAUGCUUAUUUUUUAUGUAUUAAUACAUAUGACUUGAUACCAAGGCACAUUAAAUAGGUUGCAGGAGCAAUGUACAAUACAUUUUGCAAAUUGUGAUUUUUUUGUAUUUAUUUGGCCUGUAAAUUGUUAAAUUUUGUUAGGGUUACUCUGAUCUGUCAAUCCUUGUUUAUAGAUUUUGACAUUCUAGGGACCAAAAGCAAAAACAAAAUGCAUUGCUCUUCUUUUUGCUCUACUUCUGCUACCUGUUUAAUGUGUCCUGCUUGGUAUGCGCAUUUGAAAUAAAAACAUCCGUAAUAAUAUGCCACAGAAA